GGUUCAGGGACGGGCACGGUCCGCUGCAGAGACCUGGCGCUCGUCCUGAGCACACCGCUGUCCUGCUCAGCGGCGUCCCUCUGAAACCUCCCGGGAACGUGUUCUCACUGCGAGAGGAUUUGCAGCUCUGAGAUGCUUUAUUACUGUAGAACUUGCUUGUGGGGAAGAUAAUGAAAAUUGAAGCUUUGAUCCUGCGUUAGGCAAUGAUUGUCCGACUUUUGGACAAAGUCCUGAAAGCAGUGCGGGAAAGAAAUGCUGCAUAAUGCCUGGAUUUUCUUGAAUCCUCUUGUGUCUCUUAUAAUGAGAUCUCGUAGAGGGGCAGCCUGGUAAAGGCUCUAAAUCAUAAGAUUUUCAACUGAAUUCUCAUCUAUCAACACUGGCAAAUAUUCACAAGAUUUACCACACCCUCAAUAGGCUGAAUCUGACAGAGGACGUUGGUCAAGACGAUCACCAGACAGGAAGUCUUCGGUCUUGCAGUUCAUCAGACUGCUUUAGUAAAGUGAUGCCUCCAAGGAAAAAGAGGAGACCUGCAGCAGGAGAUGAUUUAUCUGCUAAGAAAAGUAGACAUGAUGGUAUGUAUAGAAAAUACGAUUCAACUAGAAUAAAAGCAGAGGAAGAAGAAGUCUUUUCAAGUAAGAGAUGCUUAGAAUGGUUCUAUGAAUAUGCAGGCACGGAUGACAUUGUAGGGCCAGAAGGUAUGGAGAAAUUUUGUGAAGACAUUGGAGUUGAACCAGAAAAUGUAGUUAUGCUUGUGCUAGCAUGGAAGUUGGAUGCACAAAAUAUGGGCUAUUUCACAUUACAAGAAUGGUUAAAAGGAAUGACAUCACUACAGUGUGAUACUACAGAAAAAUUGAGAAAUUCUCUGGAUUACUUGAGAUCUUUAUUAAAUGAGCCUACCAAUUUUAAACUUAUUUAUAGAUAUGCCUUUGACUUUGCACGGGAAAAGGACCAGCGCAGCCUAGAUAUCAAUACUGCCAAGUGUAUGUUGGGCCUUCUUUUAGGAAAAGCAUGGUCCCUUUUUCCAGUGUUUCAUCAGUUUCUAGAGCAAUCAAAAUACAAAGUUAUCAAUAAGGACCAAUGGUGUAACGUUCUUGAAUUCAGCAGAACAAUUAACCUUGACCUCAGUAACUAUGAUGAAGAUGGAGCCUGGCCAGUGUUGUUGGAUGAGUUUGUGGAGUGGUAUAAAGGAAAACAGAUGACAUAGGAGUUUAACUAUGCACAGCCACUCAAGAGUCACUGUUACCACAGUUAUGUCAACCAUUAGCCAUAAACUGCUAUUUGUAUCAAAGUGCAUGCUGCUUUUCUUGCACUGCAUCCCUUUGGCAAGGAACUUUUGAUGUUUGCUAUUUAACAAGCUAGCUAUGCUUGCUGUUUAGCAUUGUUCUCUUUAAAGGCUGCUUUGCAUUUUGUAUUUACACUACAAAUUGGUGAACUUGCCAGAGUCUUCACUGUGAUUAUGUGUAUAUUGCUGUCUAAAUUUUGUAUAUGUGUAUAAAAAAAGGCUUCACCUAGGAAUUAUUUCUGCAGAAAUGUAUUGUAAAAAUAAUUUUGUGGCAUAUUUCUAAUCAUCACUUACAUGUCUGUUGAAACUUUAGUUAUUUUGGUUUUUUUUUGGUCUCAAAUGUAGCAUUUCAGUCUUUCUGGACAUAGUUAUGUGAAGAACUAUUUACGGUUUCAAUGUUACUAUUUGAGAUGCCAAUUUCUGAGAAGAGAAGACAUGCUGUGAUUUCCUUCACCAGAAUUUGCCAAACCUGACUUAAUGCUUUAUAGGAAUGAAAUAUUGGUGUCUUAAAAAAUAUAUAUACAUAUAAAUAUUUAAACACUGUAAUAGCUGUACAUGCCACAGAUGAUUUCCAUUUGAAGAAAAAAGUACUGACUUUUUAAUGUUAAAACUGCAGUAGUUGUUACAGGUACAAAAGAACAAAUUAAAGUACCUUUUAAAAAUGGG
Molecule: messenger RNA, 1948 nt
Organism: Zonotrichia leucophrys gambelii
Lineage: Eukaryota; Metazoa; Chordata; Aves; Passeriformes; Passerellidae
Gene: DCUN1D4
Product: defective in cullin neddylation 1 domain containing 4
Exons: 11
Coding region: 503-1204 (233 amino acids)
Biological process (GO): protein neddylation
Cellular component (GO): ubiquitin ligase complex
Molecular function (GO): cullin family protein binding; ubiquitin conjugating enzyme binding; ubiquitin-like protein binding
Source: RefSeq, a predicted model, not a curated record